AUGGGCAAGAAUAUGCCAGGGAUGUGGGCAGUCGACAGCGGUGCGACGCAUCACAUCUGCAACGACAAAGCCAAGUUUGCAAGUCUGAAUGAGCGAGAGGAAGGCGAACUAUCAGUGGCUGAUGGCAGCAAGGCUGCGAUCAAGGGUGUGGGAACCAUCAUGGAACGGGUGGUUCUGCCCAAUGGUGACGAACGCGACAUCGAGAUCAAGGACGCACUGUUCGUACCAAGUAUGAGCAAGAACCUGCUUUCGGUGCCACAGAUCAACAAGGGUGGCAGGUUCCAAGUCGUGUUCGAUGGGUCCAAGAUGCAAGUGAAGCGCAAGAAUUCCACACAAGUCGUGGCAACAGCGGAUCUCGUCGAUGGACUUUACUGGCUGCGGACUCCUCAACGAUCGGCAAAUGCAGCAACACGCAAUGGGACUAUCGACUUGCAUGCGCGCAUGGGUCAUGCACCCCUCGAAGUUCUGCGCAAGAUGGUGGCCACUGGCAUUAUCAAGGACGCCAAGGCACCUCUCAACUCGACUGGUCCAAGUGUGUGUCGCGGUUGCCAGCAAGGAAAGAUGGUCCAAAAACCAUUCCCAACCAACCGUGACAAACGCCAAUAUGCCAGCGGUUGCAUGAAGGGCUUCUGUCUGCGGUCCAAGUCUGAGAGUGAAGACUGUAUCAAGAACCACAUUAUCAAGAUUCAAACUCAGUUCGACACAAAGAUCAAGUUUGUUCGGCACGAUGGAGCGCAUGAGUUUGCGACCGACUCGAUCAAGACCUUCUACAAAGAUCAUGGUAUUGAACAACAGGUCACGGUGCCGUAUGCACACCAGACCAACGGCACCGCAGAACGCGCGAUAAGGACCAUCGUCACGAUCGGACGCAGCUUGUUGCAUCAUGCAAAGCUGGAGAAGUGUUUCUGGGCUGAAGCGGCAAUGAAGGCGAUCUACAUCAAGAACCGCCUGCCUUCACCCAAGAUUGACCACAAGACUCCGUUCGAGAUCGUUUACAAGUCGAAACCAAGUGUCAAGCACAUGCGCGUGUUUGGAUGUCGGGCGUUUAUCCUGACACCAAGGGAGAAGCGAUUGAAGUGGGACCCGAAGGCUCGUGAAGGGAUGUUCAUGGGCUACGAAGAAGCGUCAAAAGCUUAUCGAGUGUACUACAUUGAGGCGGGCCAAGUGGUGAUCAGUCGUGAUAUCACCUUCGACGAAUCGACUUUUGACUUUUCGAUGGACCGACCAAGUGACGAUGAUAAAGAUGCAGAGUUGGACCUCGAACUCCUGGCGAUCAACGAGGACGACGUGCGUCAAACCGUCUACAAGCAUGUUGACGGUCAUCGGUUUUCUACCAGUAUUGGUAACCGUGACCGAUCCAAUCCGAACCGCCUGUUCAGCUUAGUAUUUACGACGUAG
Molecule: messenger RNA, 1398 nt
Organism: Peronospora matthiolae
Lineage: Eukaryota; Oomycota; Peronosporomycetes; Peronosporales; Peronosporaceae
Source: the annotation of a GenBank genome assembly